GCGGGGUAUCAUCCCUUUCGCUGAUGCAAGAGCCUAGUGCGGUUGUGGGAGAGGUGUCGGCGAGAUCUGUACCGCGGCUGAGGCCUGGGGCUAACCUGUCCGACUUCUCGUCCGUGCGGAGCCUACUCGAGCCGCAGCCAUGUCCGGAGACGAGAUGAUUUUUGAUCCUACUAUGAGCAAGAAGAAAAAGAAGAAGAAGAAGCCUUUUAUGUUAGAUGAGGAAGGGGAUGCCCAGACAGAAGAAACUCAACCCUCAGAAACAAAAGAAGUGGAGCCAGAGCCCACUGAGGACAAAGAUGUAGAGGCUGAUGAAGAGGACAGUAGGAAAAAAGAUGCCUCUGAUGAUCUAGAUGACUUGAACUUCUUUAAUCAAAAGAAAAAGAAGAAAAAAACAAAAAAGAUAUUUGAUAUUGAUGAGGCGGAAGAAGGUGUAAAGGACCUUAAGAUUGAAAGUGAUGUUCAAGAACCAGCUGAACCAGAGGAUGACCUUGACAUUAUGCUUGGCAAUAAAAAGAAGAAAAAGAAAAAUGUCAAGUUCCCAGAUGAGGAUGAAAUUCUAGAGAAAGACGAAGCUUUAGAAGAUGAAGACAGCAAAAAAGAUGAUGGUAUCUCAUUCAGUAACCAGACAGGCCCUGCUUGGGCAGGCUCAGAAAGAGACUACACGUAUGAGGAGCUACUGAAUCGAGUGUUCAACAUCAUGAGGGAAAAGAAUCCAGAUAUGGUUGCUGGAGAGAAAAGGAAAUUUGUCAUGAAACCUCCACAGGUCGUCCGAGUAGGAACCAAGAAAACUUCUUUUGUCAACUUUACAGAUAUUUGUAAACUAUUACAUCGUCAGCCCAAACAUCUCCUCGCAUUUUUAUUGGCUGAAUUGGGUACAAGUGGUUCUAUAGAUGGUAAUAACCAACUUGUAAUCAAAGGAAGAUUCCAACAGAAACAGAUAGAAAAUGUUUUGAGAAGAUAUAUCAAGGAAUAUGUCACCUGUCACACAUGCCGAUCACCUGACACAAUCCUGCAAAAGGACACCCGACUCUAUUUCUUACAGUGUGAAACUUGUCAUUCUCGAUGCUCUGUUGCCAGCAUCAAAACCGGCUUCCAGGCUGUCACGGGCAAGCGAGCACAGCUCCGUGCCAAAGCUAACUAAUUUGCUAAUCACCACUGAUUUUGCAAAGUGUGUUGUGGAAAUUUGGCUGGACUGGUUUACCAUCAGAGUGGAUAUACCAUUGUAUUAAAAAAACAAGAUAGAAAAGCUGCCAAGUUCUUUGGUGUAUGGCUGGUUGGUCUGAAAUCCUUGCAAGAUGCCGAUGCUCAAGCUGUUGACAUAAUCAUUGCCUACUUUAACAACUGUCAGAGAAACAAGAUGGGGUAAGGUGGUGCUUUUUUAAAAUCGUUCACAGACUUCUGUAAAAUGCAAGAGAAAUUAAAGUUAUUAUAACAGUGA
This is a messenger RNA of Eptesicus fuscus (big brown bat), 1438 nucleotides long. It is a transcript of the gene EIF2S2, whose product is annotated as eukaryotic translation initiation factor 2 subunit beta. Gene Ontology annotation, molecular function: translation initiation factor binding; mRNA binding; translation initiation factor activity. NCBI's taxonomy places the organism in Eukaryota, Metazoa, Chordata, Mammalia, Chiroptera, Vespertilionidae. Gene Ontology annotation, cellular component: eukaryotic translation initiation factor 2 complex. The transcript is spliced from 9 exons. The coding region runs from base 140 to 1141 and encodes 333 amino acids. The record is from RefSeq and is a predicted model, not a curated record. Gene Ontology annotation, biological process: formation of translation preinitiation complex; formation of cytoplasmic translation initiation complex; translational initiation.